AUGCAAAUCUUCGCUCUCAUCUUCGUUGUGCUUUCCUUGGCCAGCACAUCAUUCGCAAAAGAAUGUCCAAAAAUAGUCACACAAAAGGUGUUCGAUGUGACGAAAUACGUUGGUUUAUGGUAUGAAGCUUAUCGAAGUGAUAUCAUUUUUGAAACCGGAAGUCGAUGUGUUAAUGCGACAUAUUCACCCAAUCCAGACGGAUCGGUUGCUGUGUGGAAUCAAGCCGUUAAUUUGCUUGAUGAAUAUACCAGUAUUCGUGGAACAGCACGAGUCAAAAAUGCCUCCGAACCAGCAGCGUUUGUCGUCACUUUUGACAAUCCACUUGAAAAAGGUGAUUAUAAUGUGUUAACAACGAACUAUGAUGAUUAUGCGUUAGUCUACGCUUGUCGCACGGUUCCAGUUCUCGAUGUUAAACUCGAAUUCAUCUGGCUUCUUUCACGUAAGAAAACCAUGUCACCAGGAACUGUCAACGAAUUGAAAAAGAUUCUUUCCGAUAUGGGUGCAGAUGUGAAUAGUAUAAAACAAACUGAACAGAAUUGUUAG
This is a messenger RNA of Adineta ricciae, 543 nucleotides long. The record is from the annotation of a GenBank genome assembly. NCBI's taxonomy places the organism in Eukaryota, Metazoa, Rotifera, Eurotatoria, Adinetida, Adinetidae.